Messenger RNA from Trypanosoma brucei brucei TREU927, 489 nucleotides. RefSeq lists its product as hypothetical. NCBI's taxonomy places the organism in Eukaryota, Euglenozoa, Kinetoplastea, Trypanosomatida, Trypanosomatidae. The coding region runs from base 1 to 489 and encodes 162 amino acids. Gene Ontology annotation, biological process: transcription initiation at RNA polymerase II promoter; mRNA export from nucleus in response to heat stress; nuclear-transcribed mRNA catabolic process, deadenylation-dependent decay. The record is from RefSeq and is a predicted model, not a curated record. The transcript has a single exon. Gene Ontology annotation, cellular component: P-body; RNA polymerase II, core complex. Gene Ontology annotation, molecular function: nucleotide binding; translation initiation factor binding.
AUGAGUAGUGAGAGAUAUGUGGAUGGUGACCUCGGUGAGCCUUUUAACAGUGCAGAGCCGCUUACGUUACCAGUUGUUGUUCAACUCCUUCGCGGCCGGCGGGACACGUCACUCGAUCAUCCCGCCUCACGUCUUAUUGAAAAGACAUGCAGGCAAGUGGAACUCAUGCAGGAAACAUGUGCAGAUGAGUGCCGGGUGCAACGAGUAAUGGAGACGAGGUUGCGACUAGUUAACAAAAAUAAUCGCCAGCAAAUGAAUGCCCACCUGGGGAAUUUUGUAGUGGGAGAGGAUGGAUUUGCCACUCUUCCACCGGAAUCAGAUGAUUUCCUCGACACAGCGGAGGAGGAGGCUAUGAAAAUGUUUGAGGUGGUAGCACUUGGCACGCUUCAGCCAAAGACGGCGGACGAAGCUCGUGAGUUAAUCCCUUCACUGGGAAGGUUUGAACCGGCGGAUUUAAAUAAGGUUUUAGAAAUGCUCGACUCUUUAUGA